Molecule: messenger RNA, 1582 nt
Organism: Salvelinus namaycush (lake trout)
Lineage: Eukaryota; Metazoa; Chordata; Actinopteri; Salmoniformes; Salmonidae
Product: lachesin-like
Exons: 3
Coding region: 728-1414 (228 amino acids)
Biological process (GO): cell-cell adhesion
Cellular component (GO): cell-cell junction
Molecular function (GO): cell adhesion molecule binding
Source: RefSeq, a predicted model, not a curated record
UCUAGGAAGUGAGCUUCUUAAAAAUGAAACGCAGCAGACUUUGGAUGCAGCUAACGUGUCAGACACACUGACUCUUACUGCCCUGAGGGACCAUACUGGGAAGAGUCUGACCUGUGAAGUGAAAGCAGACAUGAGAAAUAACUCAAAACAGGUUUCUUACUGUCUAGACAUACACUGUGAGUACCUAAUUACAAUUCAGAUUCACUUUAGAAUGGUAUACGGUGUUUUAGUGAUAGUCCCUAGUUAAUUUGUGAAUAAAUAAUGGUAACACGUUACUGAAAGCAUCCAUGUAUAAUGCAUUAUGAUGCAGCUAUGCAUUGUAAGACUUGUCAUGAGUAUGUUUGAACCCAUUUAUAUUGUCUUAUAAUCAUUUUAUAUCCCCUUUAUAAUGUCUUAUAAUCCUAAUGAUCUGGACUAAAAUUCCAGCCAGGUUGGAAUGUUUGAAAAUCUUACGCAUAGAGAAACAGCAAAUAAGACUUGUUAUAAGACUUGCUUUUAACAAGUUAGAAACCAUUUUACCUGGAUGCUCUCGGUAGAGUGUUACUGAAAUGAUUCACUGUGUUCAAAGAUGUCUCCUUCCAGCCUUGAUGGCAGUACAGUACACUUAAUCCUUGAGCUAUUGAACUGUUUGACUUAUGCUGAAUUACUAAUCGCCAUAAAGGCGCCACUCCCUGGGCACUCAUGUAGAUCAGACAGGAUCGGAUAGAUCCUGAAGCAACAUGAUAAUAUGAUAUGUCCUCAGAUAUCUCAUAGUUGUGUUCCAGAUGCACCCAAGAUCAACAUCAGUGCUUCCUCAUCUGGCAUGGAAGAGGAGGAAGUGGUGAUGAGCUGCAGAAGUGACGGCCACCCCACCCCCACCAUUGAGUGGGAGAGAAAAGGGGAGCUGUGGCCCAAGAAUCUGCAUCGACACGCACAAGGAAACGUCACGGGCCGGCUACACCGCAGCAACCAAGGGGUUUACCAGUGUGUGGCCAAGAAUGUGGUGUCCGAGGUAAAGGAAGAGAUGAAACUGAAGGUGCAAUACGGACCAGCAAACACAAGUAUCCAGUCCUUCCCACUGCAGGCCAUUUCCUAUGGGGUUCAGCUGAACCUUACCUGCUUGUCAGACAUGUACCCCAAAGCCAAACAGUACAUCUGGACCAGGAUCCCAGAUAUGGCCCUACCCAAGGAGGCCAUGGUUACAAACAGCCGUUUAAUCAUAGAUAACUUCCAAGAGCACCACCAAGGCAUCUUUGAGUGUAGAGUGAUUCACCACAGUGGGAAUACAGAGAGAGCAUUCUAUACCGCCUCUGUACAAGCGGAGCCCGAGUCUAAGGUGUUCACUCAGUUGGUGGGUGCAGUGUCUGGCAGUCUUGUCAGCGGAAUCACAGGAGGGAUCGUGGCAGGAUUCAUGUUAGCUAAAUGUCUGAAGUGAUGCUACCUUAAUUAUCACCUCACUGUGUGGGAUCUAUUCCGGAGCCAUUCAGAUGGUCUCAACCAGAGUGCAUUAUUCUCAAUUCAUACAGCAGAGCUUAACAGCGUUUAAUGUACAGUACUUUCAGAAAGUAUUCAUACCUCUUAAUGUAUUCCACAUUUUGUUGUG